AUGAAUAUUUUCUUUUGUUGUAUAAUAAGAGAAAAAGAAAGUAAUGAAGAUCGACCUGAAAAAAAUUAAACUUAAGAUUAAAAUAUUAAGAAACCAGAUUAAAGUACCCAUAAGUUAAUAACUCAAUAAGUCAUCUAAAAUAAAAAUUUAGGAAUUCAAAAUCAAUAGAAUUUUUAAGAAAGGAAUUCAAUAACAAGUUGGAAUUAAGAUUGUAUAAAUAAUGGAUUUGAUAAACUUUAAAUUUAAUCGUCAAAUUUUAAUAAUCUAAUAAUAUUUAUUAACAUCUUGUGUUAUUAUAGCGAAGAUAGUAUAAAAUAUAAUUGGAAUUAACCAAAUCAAUAUGAAUGUGAAGUUAAAUUGUACUAAACUGAAUAUGAUGAAAAUAACAAUCCAAAAUUUAGAUUCAACGAAGGAAAGUUUUUGAUUAAUUUAAAAGAAAAGACAUUUAAUCUAAUAAAAAGUGGAAUUUGCUUUUAAGAAUAAUCAAAUUUUAUAAAUCAAGACUUUGGGGAAGAUACUAUUUAAAAAAAUAGAAUUUAAGAAAACAAGAAUCAAUAAAUAAAGAUAUUAGAUCCAGAAACAAAUGAAUAAUUAAAUAAAUCUAAUAGAGAUAAUUACGAAUAUAUUUGCCAAUAAUAGUAAAAUAUACAAAUUUGGUGUAAAUACAAUUAGUAAUUUUCAAUUAAUGAUUUGAAUAUAUUGACAAAUAAGUUAUGGAUGACAAGUAGUAUCAUUGAUAGUUAUGUUCUGUAUCUUAACUUAUCUAGUGAUAACAAAUAUUUUUCAUUAAAGUAAACAGAAAGAAAAAACAAAAAAAGAAUUUUAUUUUUUCCAUCAAGUUUAACAACUAAUUUUGGAGAUGAUUAUGAUAUUAAAAAGGUAAGAUAUUUAUUUGAAUCAGAAAAACCUCAAUUUAAGGACAUAAAUUUUUAACUCUCAUUAUUGUAUCAUUAUAUUGGAUUCCCAGUCAAUAAAAAAAAUCGUCAUUGGCUAUUUCUAUUAUUUGAAUUAAGUUCUAAAAAAGUGUUUAUUUUUGAUUCUUUGCAUAGAUCGAAGUAAGAUAACAAAUUAAUAAAUUCAAUUGCUUAAAUUCUCAAUUUAAAUGAAAUUCAAAUUAAUGUACAUCCACAUUCUGGAUAAUAAAGAGACUAUUACUCAUGUGGGUAUCGUGUUUGUAGUUUUAUGAAAUACUAUUACGAAAAAUAAUUUUAAGAGAAUGUUUAAUAUAAAUAUAAAGAAGACGAUAUGAUUGGUAUAUUAAAAGAUGUAAUAAAUCCUUCAUGA
Messenger RNA from Paramecium pentaurelia, 1284 nucleotides. NCBI's taxonomy places the organism in Eukaryota, Ciliophora, Oligohymenophorea, Peniculida, Parameciidae. The record is from the annotation of a GenBank genome assembly.